UGGCCUUGGCCUUGGCCUGGGAGCUGGCGCCCCGGGAGUGGUACCGGGGCUCUGCUGGAAUGGUGUUUGGGUCUCAGGCUGCACAGGGGCCACCUGCAGCUUUAUGGGAGCGUCAGCCCCUCGAGGGGCCCUGGCACUUGCUUGUGGGGCGCAAGGAGGCGCAGCUGCACACUUUCCGCUUCUCCCUCUGAGGUGGCUGGCUGGGAGCUGAGCCAUGCUGGCAGAGCCAGGCCCUGCAAGAAGCUGCGCAGAGAGCAACGGGCGGAAAGGGUUCCCAGGUGCUGACAUGGAGGGGGAUGCUGUCACGGAGAAGGCAGCUCUGCUCCCUGCCCCUCGCAAGGGCCCUGCUGUCCCUGGUCCCAGGAGGCAGCGGCAGGAAGGGCUCACAGCUCCUCCGAGCGAUGGGCGCAUCCGGCGCAGCAGUGGCUGCUACCCUCUCAACCCAGAGCGCCUCAAGCAGAGCAGGCUGUACGUGGAGAGAGCCGUCAAGCAAAGGAAGAUCUUCAUGCUGCAUGGCCCAUACCCUGUGAUCCGGAGACUGCUGCGCAGCCGGGGCUGGGUGGAGAAGAAAGCCCCCAAGGCGGCACACAGAUGGGAACGAGUGCCUGAGGGCGAGGAUGGGGAGGGAGACGACAGCGACAGAGUCGAGGAGGACGAGGAGGGUGAGGAAGAGGAGCAGGAUGAUGACCCUGAUGGCACCUACGACCUCAUGUCACGGCUGGUUCGCAACCAGAUGCCCUAUUUCAUCUGGACUAAUCGUCGAGAUGCAAUCGACUGCCGCUUCCUGCGCAAGGAGCAGGUGAUGAACCACUACGCCAAGGUGGGCUCCUUCACCACCAAGGUGGGGCUGUGUCUGAACCUGCGGAACCUGCCUUGGUUCGACCAGGCCAAUGCCGACACAUUCUUCCCCCGCUGCUACCGGCUGGGUGCUGAGGAUGAGAAGCAUGCCUUCAUCGAGGAUUUCUGGCUCACUGCUGCCCGGAGCAUCCUCAAAGUGGUGGUGAAAAGGUACUGGAGCUCAGCUGCCCGGGGGGCUGGGGCAGCGGCAGCUCCUGAUGCACAAGGGCCCAUGAAGGCCGGCAAGUCCGCAGAGUCCCCGAGAGGGACUGGCAGGAAAAAGGGCAGCCCCGCGCCACCGCAGCUCAUCGAGACAGCCCUGCAGGCCUGCGAGGAGCACCUGAGCAGCCUGGUGCACCAGGAUAUCGACAAGGAGCCCGAGUCCCCUCUGUGCAUGAUGGGGGCCCGCCAGGGGGACUUCCUGCACGCCUACUACCAAGUGAUUCACGAAGGGGCACUCCUGGACCAGCUGGGCUCCCAUGUUGAACGGUGCAAGCACGUUCUGCAGCGCCUGGCCGAGGUGCUCCCACAGCUGGAGAUGGAGGGGGACCGCAAUAUCUGGAUUGUGAAGCCAGGUGCCAAGUCACGGGGCAGAGGAAUCAUCUGCAUGGACCGCCUGGAAGAGAUGCUGAAGCUGGUGGAUUGUGACCCUAUGAUUGUGAAGGAUGGCAAGUGGGUGGUGCAGAAAUACAUCGAGAGACCCCUGCUUAUCCACGGCACCAAGUUCGACUUGCGACAGUGGUUCCUGGUGACGGACUGGAACCCGCUCACCAUCUGGUUCUACCGAGACAGCUACCUCCGCUUCUGCACACAGCCCUUCUCCCUGCACAACCUGGACACCUCCAUCCACCUGUGCAAUAACUCCAUCCAGAGGCACUACGAGAACUCGCUGAGCCGCCACCCGCAGCUUCCCCCUGAGAACAUGUGGUCAUCGCAGCAGUUCCAGGCCCACCUGCAGCAGGUGGGGGCGGAAGGUGCCUGGCAGGAGGUGAUUGUCCCGGGCAUGAAGGCAGCCAUCAUCCACACCAUGCAGACCUCCCAGGAUGUGGUGGAGUUCCGCAAGGGCAGCUUUGAGCUAUACGGGGCAGACUUCAUGUUUGGGGAAAACUGCCAGCCCUGGCUGAUUGAGAUCAACGCCAGCCCCACCAUGGCAGCAUCCACAGCCGUGACCAGCCGGCUGUGCGCCAGCGUUCAAGAGGACACACUCCGUGUGGUCAUUGACCGCAAGCACGACCGCAGCUGCCACACGGGGGCCUUUGAGCUCAUCUACAAGCAGGUGGCUGUCGACAUGCCCCAGUACGUAGGCAUAAGCCUUUUGGUGGAAGGAUCCACUGUCAAAAAACCACGGCCUCCAAACCAGAGACUCUCCCCUAAUGCCAGCCCCAGGACAGGCCCCAGUGUGCCCAGCUGCCCUCAGCACUCCCAAGCACUCCCACAGAGCUUCCCUCGUGGGCCCAGGCCCCUGGCACCAGUCAGCGGCAAGGAGAACAGAGCCAGGGAGCUGGGGGCCACCAACAGGGCCUCUGCUGCAGCUGGCACCCGGCUGAAGCUGCCCAGCAAGGUGCGAGCAGAGCCAGCCAAGAGGCUGCUGGAGCUGCACAGCACAGCCACCUCCCCACUGGGGGACAAGCUGGUGCCGCUGGGCCAGCCCAGGCUCUGUCCCAGCUGCAGCUCCCAGGUGCCAGGCCCCAGCCCCAGGGCACCCCCACGGCUCCAGUUCAGCAAGGCCAACGGCCCGAAGGGGCAGCUGCACAUGCGGGACUUACGCACCUUCCAGCUGGGCUGUGGGCACACGGCUGCCCCUACUCACCCCCCUGCCUGCUCUCCAGGGAAGCCUAGUGUGCCAGAGUGCCAGUGGGGACAUGCUCAGGCUGCGCUGCGGGAGCGGCCCCCAGCCCCUCCUGCCAGGCCUGGCCAGCAGUGUGCCAGGGGCUGGCUACACAGGGCCCCCCACCCAGCCUCCGCCCCUGAGCUCGGGGCCUUGCAUACGGCCGCGGGCAGGAGAAGGAAGCAGAAGAGAGAGAGGAUGUGCAGGUGAUGGAGGGAGCUGCCCCUGGGGCUGCUGGCAGCAGUGAGGGAGUCAUGUCAGGGGCUGAUGCCCUCCAAUAAAGGGAUCAAGAGAAGGAGCUGGAGUUUGUGAUGUGGGCAGGAAAUGCAACCUGGCGCUGUCUUCACCCAAGGGGCGGCUGGCAGGUAGGGCCUGGGGGAGGGGGCCCUGGGGCCAGCUGCAAGCAGCACAGGUCCCACAUCUCACAUGAGCCCCAGCCCAGGGGACAGCCUCCCCUUUCCCCUUGCCUUUGGCACACAGGGUUGCUGCUUGGUUUCUCUGGCCUGUCUCCCCUUCCCACACCUGCCCAGUUCCAGAGCUAGUGUGGCACUCUCCCCUGUGCUGGGGGGCGGAGGGCAGAGCUGGGCACCACCCUGGACAGAGGGCUGGGAGCUAGGCACUACCCUGGGCUGGGUUAUAGCAU
Chelonoidis abingdonii (Abingdon island giant tortoise) is the source of this 3308-nucleotide messenger RNA. The record is from RefSeq and is a predicted model, not a curated record. Lineage: Eukaryota; Metazoa; Chordata; Testudines; Testudinidae.